AUGGUGAACAGCUUGUGGUUCAAGUGGAAAAGCUUCCGGCUUCCCUGGCGAAAAACCUUUCUUGUCGGUCAGUCUGAAAUCGUAUGCGCUCCCCUUCGUCGCAACGCUAACCCCCGUGUCAUCAUUCCAGGCCAAGACCUCGCCGGCAACACAUUUUGGGAGUUUAAGGAUGUGCUGAACGCUGGCCGAUUCCGACGCAUCGUCAAGUUCGACCCGAAAACCCACUACGGCGACGUCAAGGUUACACCACAAUGGCACCAGUGGCUUCGAUACGUCCGAGAGAACCCACCGAGCAUCCAAGAGCAGCAACAAGAUCUCAUCCGCCAAGCCCAAAUCAAGGAACUCGCCCGACUUGCCGAUGAACGUUGGGCUAGCAAGCCGUCCUUCCUUGAUAAACCGCAGGCACAACAGCCGGAACCAGGCACCCAAAUUGGUGAUGCCACAUUGAAUCCGACGACAGCCGAGGCCGCUAGUCCAGCGCAGGCGCAAGCUUCGUCAGCAUCUUCGUCCGGGACGUCAUCGCAAGCGGAUUCAACUUCGGCAAGCAAACAGACCAAGAAAGAAGAAAAUCCCUGGGCCAAAGCCAGUAACCCGGGAGACGGUUGGCAGCCCGAGUCAUGGACUCCGACCUCGCAUCGGUGA
Molecule: messenger RNA, 642 nt
Organism: Penicillium alfredii
Lineage: Eukaryota; Fungi; Ascomycota; Eurotiomycetes; Eurotiales; Aspergillaceae
Exons: 2
Coding region: 1-642 (213 amino acids)
Biological process (GO): mitochondrial respiratory chain complex I assembly
Cellular component (GO): membrane
Source: RefSeq, a predicted model, not a curated record